Molecule: messenger RNA, 443 nt
Organism: Harpia harpyja (harpy eagle)
Lineage: Eukaryota; Metazoa; Chordata; Aves; Accipitriformes; Accipitridae
Product: SUN domain-containing protein 3-like
Exons: 4
Coding region: 36-443 (135 amino acids)
Biological process (GO): nuclear envelope organization
Cellular component (GO): meiotic nuclear membrane microtubule tethering complex; nuclear envelope
Molecular function (GO): protein-membrane adaptor activity
Source: RefSeq, a predicted model, not a curated record
CAGCGUCCAAGACGGCUUUGGAAGUCUAUGUCGAGAUGUCUGACUGGGCCCUGAAAAGCUCUGGUGCCACCAUCGACAUGCAGAGAACUUCUGAGACCUACAACUGCAAAGAGAAUUGGGGCUGCAGGGUUUUAUGGUUCUUUCGCCCUGCCAACCCUCCUGAUACUAUCUUGCAGCCGGAUCUUUCCCCAGGAGACUGCUGGCCUUUACAAGGGCCUCAGGGCCAGGUGGUCAUCAGGUUGCCAGCACGAGUCCACCUGACCGCCGUCACGAUGCAGCACAUCUACAAAGAGGUCUCUCCAUCUGGGACCGUCACCAGCGCGCCCAGAGACGUCUCUGUCUUUCACCUGGGGGUUCUUGACCAAAACUCAAGGCAGAGACUGAGCUGCGCCCUAACCAGUGCUAGACUACUGCUAGAGCCGCAGGAGAGGCUGGGCAGAUAA